UUAGUCUAUUACGCUUCGUCUUCGAUUCAGUUCAGCGCCUCUCUCUCUCUCUCUCUGUAUCGGCUCUUGUUCGAUUUUGCAUCUCUCAGGUUGUUUAGUCCUCGAUCUCAAAAGCAGUCUCACUUCCAUGUCGGCGCUUGUGGCGUUAUGCAGAGCUCGAGCUACUACUGCUUCGUCUUCUUUAUUCAACAGCGUUAUUCGUCCAGCAUUUCGCAGUUUCUCUACAGGUUUUGCUGAUGCACAGAACAAAUCAUUGGUGGCGCAGAUGAAAGAAGAGAUGCUCCACAUGGACAUCAACUCAAUGGUGGGAAGUUCUAUGCCACUAGGUAUGAUGCGUAUCGGAACAAUCAUCCACAACAUCGAGAUGAACCCAGGGCAAGGCGCCAAGAUGGUCCGAGCUGCAGGAACCAACGCCAAGAUCCUAAAGGAGCCUGCUUCAGGGAAAUGCUUGAUAAAGCUUCCAUCAGGGAACACCAAGUGGAUCAACGCCAGGUGCCGUGCUACGAUUGGCACAGUAUCAAACCCGUCUCACGGAACGAAGAAGCUUAGGAAAGCAGGACAGAGUAGGUGGUUGGGGAUAAGGCCCAAAGUCAGAGGAGUGGCGAUGAACCCGUGUGAUCACCCACACGGUGGAGGUGAAGGAAAAAGCAAAAGUAGUGGAAGCCGAGGAAGGACAUCAACAAGUCCGUGGGGGAAACCGUGUAAAGGCGGGUACAAAUCCGCUAGUGUCAAGAAGAAGAAGAAGCGUUUGGCAGCUGCAGCAGCAAAAAUGUGAUAUGGUGGAUGAAGAAGAAGACUAGUUACAAUUUCUUCAAAUUCUUCUUUCUUGAAAUAAUCUAUCAGGGUUUAUUGACUCUGCUUUUGAGAGUUGGUUUUUAGUGUAUUCAUGAUUUUUCUUACACAGAGGGGUGAACACCACAAACUUUUUUAAAUCGAAAUCAAACGUUCUUUUAAUCA
Molecule: messenger RNA, 957 nt
Organism: Camelina sativa (false flax)
Lineage: Eukaryota; Viridiplantae; Streptophyta; Magnoliopsida; Brassicales; Brassicaceae
Product: large ribosomal subunit protein uL2my, C-terminal part
Biological process (GO): mitochondrial translation
Cellular component (GO): ribosome; mitochondrial large ribosomal subunit
Molecular function (GO): RNA binding; structural constituent of ribosome
Source: RefSeq, a predicted model, not a curated record